AUGACCAAAAGCAGCGGGGAUAACCCACGGUCCCGGAGCAGAGUACAGCAAAUCAGGGAGGGUAUCCACCUGAGGUCUCUAAAGGCCAAGAAGAAAGUUGAGGACAUAACCAAGGAUGACGUCAAAACCUUCUUGAAGAAGAAUGCUUUCGUCCUCUUCACCGUCGGAGCCGUUGUCAUUGGUAUCAUGUUGGGAUUUGCCCUUCGGCCCUACAAGAUGUCCUACAGAGAGGUGAAGUACUUUGCCUUCCCUGGAGAGCUUUUAAUGCGUAUGCUGCAGAUGCUGGUGCUCCCCCUACUGGUGUCUAGUCUGAUUACAGGCAUGGCAGCCCUGGACAGUCGGGCAUCGGGCAAGAUGGGCAUGAGGGCGGUGAUUUACUACAUGACGACCACGUUCAUUGCCGUCUUCAUUGGCAUCAUUAUGGUCCUCAUCAUCCACCCGGGAAAGGGCUCCAAAGACGAAUUCACUAAACAGCAAAAGAUCGAACAAGUCAGUCCAGCUGACGCCUUCCUCGAUCUGAUCAGAAACAUGUUUCCUCCAAAUUUGGUUCAGGCUUGUACACAGCAGUUCAAGACCCAGUAUGGGAAGAGGGUGAUUCAAGUGAAGAUGAUAGUGAACGACAGCAUUUUCAACCUAACCAAUGCCACCCAGGAGAUUACCCAAGAAGAGAUUGUCCCAGUAUCAGGAACUGUGAACGGUGUCAACGCCCUGGGGCUCGUAGUCUUCUCAAUGUGCUUUGGCCUGAUUAUUGGCAAUAUGAAGGAGCAAGGCCAAGCUCUGAAGGAGUUCUUUGACUCUCUGAACGAGGCCAUCAUGAGAUUGGUUGCCAUCAUCAUGUGGUACGCACCCAUCGGUAUCCUGUUCUUGAUCGCCGGGAAGAUUGUGGAGAUGGACGACAUCACGGAGAUGGGCGGUCAGCUGGGCAUGUACACCAUUACCGUAAUCAUUGGUCUCCUCAUCCACGGCAUCGUAGUCCUGCCCACCCUCUACUUUGUCAUCACACGGAAAAACCCUUUCAUCUUCAUCACCGGGCUGCUCCAGGCUCUCAUCACUGCUCUGGGAACAUCUUCCAGUUCAGCUACUUUGCCCAUAACCUUCAAAUGCUUGGAGGAGAACAACAAGGUCGAUAAAAGAGUGACUCGCUUCGUGUUGCCGGUGGGUGCUACCAUUAACAUGGAUGGAACAGCGUUGUAUGAAGCACUAGCCGCAAUCUUCAUCGCCCAGGUUAAUAACAUGGACAUGAACUUUGGCCAGAUUAUCACAAUUAGCAUCACAGCAACCGCUGCCAGUAUUGGAGCUGCAGGAAUCCCCCAAGCUGGACUGGUCACCAUGGUGAUAGUGCUGACCUCGGUCGGACUUCCAACGGAUGAUAUUACCCUCAUCAUUGCUGUCGAUUGGUUCCUUGACCGACUGCGCACAACGACCAACGUGCUGGGAGAUUCGAUAGGGGCAGGUAUAGUGGAGUUCCUGUCCAAAGACGAGCUGGAGAACAGGGAUCUCGAGAUGGGCAACUCCGUCGUGGAAGAGAACGAAAUGAAGAAGCCCUAUCAGCUGAUUGCUCAGGAGAACGAAUACGAGAACGAGAAACCACCAGUUGGCGAAACUAAGAUGUAG
This is a messenger RNA of Chanos chanos (milkfish), 1614 nucleotides long. RefSeq names its product solute carrier family 1 member 3b (gene slc1a3b). NCBI's taxonomy places the organism in Eukaryota, Metazoa, Chordata, Actinopteri, Gonorynchiformes, Chanidae. Gene Ontology annotation, cellular component: plasma membrane. The record is from RefSeq and is a predicted model, not a curated record. Gene Ontology annotation, biological process: D-aspartate import across plasma membrane; L-aspartate import across plasma membrane; L-glutamate import across plasma membrane. Gene Ontology annotation, molecular function: neutral L-amino acid transmembrane transporter activity; L-glutamate transmembrane transporter activity; glutamate:sodium symporter activity. Bases 1 to 1614 code for a protein of 537 amino acids. The transcript has 9 exons.